Messenger RNA from Phymastichus coffea, 3187 nucleotides. Its product is annotated as RNA cytidine acetyltransferase. Bases 80 to 3145 code for a protein of 1021 amino acids. NCBI's taxonomy places the organism in Eukaryota, Metazoa, Arthropoda, Insecta, Hymenoptera, Eulophidae. The record is from RefSeq and is a predicted model, not a curated record. Gene Ontology annotation, molecular function: 18S rRNA cytidine N-acetyltransferase activity; ATP binding; tRNA binding. Gene Ontology annotation, biological process: rRNA acetylation involved in maturation of SSU-rRNA. Gene Ontology annotation, cellular component: nucleolus; 90S preribosome. The transcript has 4 exons.
CGCAUUUCCACGUGGUGUCGUGGUUUCAUCUUUUUGUUUCAGAUAUUUCUAAUCAUACAUUGAACUACGAUCAGUAAACAUGGUACGAAAAAAGAUAGACAAUCGAAUAAGGCUGAUGAUGGAAAAUGGAGUUGCCAAUGGACACAGGACCAUGUUCAUCAUCAUUGGAGAAAAAGCAAAAGAUCAAAUAGUUCUCCUGCAUAACAUUCUUAUGAAAUCAACAGUAAAAGCACAGCCUACUGUCCUCUGGUGUUACAAAAAAGAUUUAGGAUUUAGUAGCCACAGGAAGAAAAAAAUGAAAGCUCUGCAAAAGAAAGCAAAGUCUGGCAAGAUCAAUUUCGAUGAUGAUGAUCCAUUUGAUCUAUUUAUAAUGUCAACCAAAAUUAGAUAUUGUUACUACAAUGAGACUCAUAAGAUACUUGGUAGUACAUAUGACAUAUGUAUUCUUCAAGACUUUGAGGCACUAACUCCAAAUUUGUUGGCAAGAACUCUUGAAACUGUACAAGGUGGUGGUUUAAUAAUCUUUCUUCUUCAAAGUAUUAAUUCAUUAAAGCAACUUUACACUAUGAACAUGGAUGUGCAUCAGAGAUUUAGAACAGAGGCUCAUCAAGAUGUAGUUUGUAGAUUUAAUGAAAGAUUUCUACUGUCCUUAGCCUCAUGUGAUCGUUGUUUAGUAGUGGACGAUCAACUUCAAGUGUUACCACUGUCGUCUCAUAAUUUGACCACUGAUUUUAGCAAGAAAAUAAAUCCAAUUGACACAAGUGAAUUGAAUAUGCUGAAGAAAAGCUUACAAGAUACCCAACCAGUGGGGGCAAUAGUAAAUUGUUGCAAAACAACUGACCAAGCAAAAGCUCUACUCAAAUUCAUUGAAGCAAUCUCUGAAAAAACACUUAGAUCUACAAUCUCACUGACUGCAGCUAGAGGACGUGGUAAAUCAGCAGCCUUAGGACUAGCAAUCGCAGGAGCCAUAGCGUUUGGCUACUCUAACAUUUACAUUACCAGUCCCAGUCCUGAAAAUUUGAAAACAGUUUUUGAAUUCAUCUCCAAAGGUUUUGAAGCCUUAAACUAUCAAGAGCACACGGACUACGAAUUUUUCCAGUCAACCAACCCAGAAUUCAAUCAAGCAACCAUCAGAGUAAAUGUGUUCAGAGAUCACAGACAAACUAUCCAAUAUAUUCACCCUGUUGAUGCUAAAGAUAAACUAAGUCUCUGUGAGUUAUUAGUUAUCGAUGAAGCAGCUGCCAUCCCGUUGCCACACGUCAAAGCCAUGCUAGGACCUUACUUAACAUUCAUGGCAUCGACGAUUAAUGGAUACGAAGGAACCGGACGUUCUUUGACGCUGAAACUCCUUCAACAAUUAAGAGCUCAGUCCGCUUACAUCAACACCACCAGUAGACAAAAAGAUCUUGAAGCUAAAGCUAUCAUUGGCAGACAAUUGCAGGAGCUUGUUUUGGAAGAACCGAUCAGGUAUGGACCUGGUGACAGCGUAGAGAAAUGGCUUUGCGAUCUUUUAUGUUUAGAUGUAACCACUACAGUUCCAUCCAUAUCCUCUGGCUGUCCUACACCAGACGACUGUCAAUUGUACUAUAUAAAUAGAGAUACCUUGUUCUCUUAUCAUAAGGCUUCUGAGAAAUUCUUGCAGAGGAUGAUGGCUCUUUGUGUUUCUUCGCAUUAUAAGAACAGUCCUAACGACUUACAGAUGAUGUCCGAUGCACCGGCGCAUCAUCUGUUUUGUUUACUCGGUCCCAUCGAUCCUGACAGAAAAACUUUGCCUGAAAUUUUGGUUGUCAUCCAGGUCUGCCUCGAGGGUGAGAUAAAAAAAUCGACAAUCAGUGACGGACUAGGUCGAGGUCGUCGUGCCGCUGGAGAUUUAAUCCCUUGGACAAUAGCUCAGCAAUUUCAAGACGAAGAUUUUCCAUCUCUCUGCGGUGCUAGAAUUGUCCGUAUCGCUACCCAUCCAGAUUACCAAAGUAUGGGCUACGGUGGACGAGCGUUGGAGCUUCUACGUCAAUACUAUCAGGUUUGUUUCCCCAACCUGGAAGCUGACGAGCCACAAGAAGUAAAGCAAAUUGAGGAAGACGAAGUAGAUUUAUUGGAGGAAACGAUUGAACCGAAGAGUUCGUUACCACCGUUGCUGUUGAAAUUAACGGAGAGGAGACCAGAAAAACUUGAUUACGUAGGUGUGUCAUUUGGCGUUACGGAACCUUUACUGAAAUUCUGGAAGAGAGCCAAAUUCGUACCGGUGUAUCUCAGACAAACGGCCAAUGAUAUUACGGGAGAACAUUCUUGUAUUAUGUUGUCGAGUCUUCAGAGUGAAGCUAACGAAUGGUUACCUGCUUAUUGGAAGGACUUUAGAAAACGAUUCAUCACAUUGCUUGCUUCGGCGUUCAGAGAAUAUCCUCCUUCGUUAGCGCUAGCGAUCUUAACGAAUAACACGAUUAAAUUGCCAAACGAAACGCUCCAAAAGUACGUACUGGAUACAUACUUCACAGGCUACGAUGUGGCUCGUUUGGAGAAAUAUGGUAACAAUAUGAGUGACUAUCAUUUGAUCAUGGAUCUCAUUCCACCACUAGCUAAACUGUACUUUUUGAACCUGAUGAAAAAUAUACAUUUCUCGGCUGUUCAAUCGGCGAUAUUGUUGAGUCUUGGCUUACAGCAUAAAACCGUUGAUCAAGUGGUCAAAGAGUUAAAUAAGACAUCGACAAACGAUAGCAAUGUCCUCGUAGCGUCACAAGUUUUGGGAUUGUUUAAUAGAAUUAUACGUAAAUCGACUAGCUACUUGAACGAGGUGAUCGCCGAAACAGUUGGCUGUUCGUUCAAAGAUACCAAAGAUCCGAGCAAUGCACUUGACGUUAAUCCACAGAACGCAGCUGAUAUGCACAAAGAACUUGAAGUAGCUGAUAAACAAUUGAAGAAAGAACAAAAGAAGCAGUUCCAAAAGCUGCACGAAUCCAUACAACAGUACGCGAUUAAGGGUAGUGAGAAUGAAUGGUCUAAUGCUUUGAAGUCAAGCAAGAAGAGCAAGAAUCUUAUUUCUAUUAAGACUGGUGAGAAAAAGAUAGCUCCCAGCGAAGAAAAUGACAACAUCUAUGAAAAUAGCAAGGAAACAAUGAAGAAGAGCAAAAAACGAAAACAUAGCUUGUAGAUUUUAGAAUGGAUUUAUUAUUUAAAACUGCAAUGAUUUUUG